Cinara cedri is the source of this 377-nucleotide messenger RNA. NCBI's taxonomy places the organism in Eukaryota, Metazoa, Arthropoda, Insecta, Hemiptera, Aphididae. The record is from the annotation of a GenBank genome assembly.
AUGGAAAGCUACGAGACAUAUGAAGAGACCUCGUGUUCAGGUACCACCCAUCCGCAAGGAGAUGGCACCUGGACUCGCAGUGAACAAGUAAACGCAGAAAUAAACGCGUAUUUUUACCACACGACAUGGACUCUGAGCUUGAUAUUGCGCAAUGUCAACAGCUCAGUGCAACGCGUGAACAAAUUAAACAUUUUACUCCGUUAGAAGUUGCUAAAGUAAUAAUAGAUGACUACUUAAACCCCAAAAAUGCAUCAGACUAUGCUGAAUUAAGUCCAAAAAUACUUAAAGAGUUUCCUAAGAAGGCCAUUAUCCAUCUUACGCGCAUGCACUAUUGUAAUACUAUUUUGCGCUCGGAAUACAUCCCAGAACAAUAUUGA